CGUGAAGCCCAAUGUAAAUUCCUCGCACGGAUUCAAUUCAACUACCCCCAAAAAGCUGAACACUUUAUUUUUUUCUCUCUAAAUUCUCUUUCUUUUUUCAGCUAAAAGACCCAAAAGAUUGAAACUUUCAUCCAUUUUCAAAAGACCCUUUUAAAGCUUCACAAUCUAGAAAAGGUUUAUUUCAACAUUCUGAUAAAAAUGAGUAUGGAGGCUGUGAAGAAGAUGUUUCGGAGGGUGAAGCAGGCGGUGAAGAAGACCAAGAAGAAGCAGAAACAGACUAUGUUUCAGUAUGAUCCAUGGAGUUACGCUUUGAACUUUGACGAUGGAGAAGAAGCUCCUCAGAGAUUCUCCAGCAAGAUCACUUUGAUUUAUGUUGUUUCUGUCAAAUUUUGACAAGUUAUCUCAUUCUCUCUCUCUCUCUUUCGUUUACAGUUUUGAAGCAGUCCACAUUUGUUUCAGUGUCUACCUCUCUCUCUCUCCUUUUUGUUAUUUUCCAUCAAACUUAGCUAAAGAUAAUUUUUCUAAAAACUUGAAUAGUAUUUUAUUUGUGUACUGCAAAAGAUCGAAAGCGUUGGCUCUUCUAAGUUCGAGUCAAGCUUCUUAAAAUCGAUUUAGUUUGGCAACAUUUGAUAUCGUAAAUCAAUGUGCAA
This is a messenger RNA of Brassica oleracea var. oleracea, 650 nucleotides long. RefSeq lists its product as uncharacterized. The transcript has a single exon. The record is from RefSeq and is a predicted model, not a curated record. NCBI's taxonomy places the organism in Eukaryota, Viridiplantae, Streptophyta, Magnoliopsida, Brassicales, Brassicaceae. Bases 199 to 393 code for a protein of 64 amino acids.